Molecule: messenger RNA, 2625 nt
Organism: Pollicipes pollicipes
Lineage: Eukaryota; Metazoa; Arthropoda; Thecostraca; Pollicipedomorpha; Pollicipedidae
Exons: 10
Molecular function (GO): ubiquitin protein ligase binding
Source: RefSeq, a predicted model, not a curated record
AUGGGGCGCUCCUCUCUGGCCGACAUGGAGCCCACGCUGAUCCGUAACCUGUCCGACCACCACGGCAACAACCUGGCGCACGUGCUGGCCGCCUGCGGCCACGUGGAGGCGCUGGCCUGGCUGGUGGGCACGUGCGGCCACGUGCUGAGCGAGGCGCUGGCCGACGAGAACAAGCACGGCAUGACGCCCAGCGUGGCCGCCGUCCGAUGCGGCAAGCUGGACGUGGUCCAGUGGAUGGUGGAGAACACCAUCAUCCGAGACCGGUUGCUGACGCGUGAGGGGGAGCGAUCGUUGCUCCACGCCGCCGCCAAGUACGGCCAGGUGGAGAUCACCUCCUGGUGCGCCGACCAGCUGCAGCGCGAGGGCCAGGGCGUGGACCUGGCCGACCACCACGGCGACACGCCGCUCCACCUGGCGGCCAAGACGGGCAACACGGCCGUGGCGCAGCGGCUGCUGGAGAGGAACGCCAGCGUCACUGCCAGGAACGACAUGAGCCUGAAGCCGUAUGAGCUGGCGGUGCACCACGGUCACGCCGCCUGCGCCGAGUACCUGCUGACGCACGAGGCGCUCGGCGACCUGGCCGUCGACUUCACCAGCUUGGAGGCCGAGGCCGGUCGGCUGCAGCACGAGAACGGCGACUACAAGAACAACUUCCGGGAGGAGCCGGCCGACGAGCCGCCCGAGCAGCUGGACGAGGCGUCUGAACUGGCCAACACGCUGCACGUGCGAUGGCAACACUGCCAGCGCGCCUGGUUCUCCGCACCGUUGGCCGACACCCAGCACCGGCUGCUGGUGGCCGAGCAGGCCUGGAAGCGACUGCGCGCCUCGCGCAAGGACAACGUCAGCAGCAUGACGAGCGCGCAGGAGAUCGUCAGGAACAAGAUCGGGGACCUGCGCGCGCAGUCGGCGCAGACGCGCUACCUGGACUCGCGGGCGCUGUCGUCGUCCGAGAACUCCCUGGUCGACUCGGAGUUGUACCAGCAGAUCUCGCCGCAGCGGCAGGAGCCGGCGGCCAGCGAGAUCUACGGCGCCAAGUCGCUGGAGGGCAGUGACCGGCGCGGCCAGAGCGUCGACAAGAUGGAGCGACUGAGUGUGAGCGUGACGGGCGGUGGCGCGCCAGCCGCCUCCUCCGCCGGCGGCCUCUCGCGCAACCUAGACCUUAGCAAGAGUCUGGACUUCAGCGACGGCGCGCUCGAUGGCGGCGGUGACGAGGUGCACAACUCGACGUUCGCAGCGCGGCCGCGCGGCGGCGGCGCGCCGGACGGCGCGCAGGACGAGCUUCGGCGACAGCUGCGCGGUCUGGCACUCGUGUCCGACUCAGGCUCGGCAUCGGUGCUCGAGGUGAUUGAGCCGACCGGCAGCGAGGCCGGCAGCACGGUGGACCUGGUGCAGCGCGAGAUCGAGGCGCAGCGGCGCGCGCGGCAGGCGCGCUCCCGGGACUCGUCGCGCUCGCGUGAGCGACGCCAGGAGCCGGCGGCUGGUGACACGGCUAAGCAGCUCGACCAGGUGCGCGCGCGCAGGAGCACCCCUAAUGAGGACGACAGUGAUUUUUUAGGACUUCGGACUGGCAAACCGCACCGGUCGAGAGUGGCGAGUGAGGCGGCCAAGUGUAGCGCGUACGGUGACGGAGUGAGGCGAGCGCACGCGACGGCCGACGGCCGACGGUCGGACGGUGGUGCUAGUCUGGCUAGCCUAGUGCUCUCGGAGCCAGACAUCCUGCAGGGCACACGGCACACGUUGGACAGAGCGGAGGAGGCGUCUCCGACGGCCCGUCCCGAGCCGGCCGAGCCCGUGGCGGUUCCCGGACAGGAAGAGACAGCCGCUGAGGAGCCGGACCGCGUGCUGUUCGAGCUCGAGGGCGGACGCGCCCCGGCGCCCGACGCCGCCGCGUCAGGCGGCAAACGGCGCGGCUUCCUGCAAAAGUUCGCCAUGCGCACGCGCUGGAACAGCCGCAAGAAGGAGCGGCCGUGGCGAGCCGGCCAGGAGAUCAGUGUCGAGGAGUUUCGCGAGAUGUACCAGCAGGAAGGGCGCGACGUGUCCGUCUCGUCGCAGGACCUCAGCGCCUCGGAGGCCUCCUCGCUGGAGGAGAAGAAGCGGCUCUCGCUGGUGUCGCACGGCGAAGGCGCCUCGCUGUCGGAGGCCUCCGACGCCGAGCACCGGUCCAAGCGCGCUUCCGUGGCGUCCAAGCGAGAGAGCGACUCCAACGAACCGCCCGAGUCGCCGCACAAGGAAGCGGCGGCGGCGGCGGCAGCCGGCAGCGACCCACGAUCACCGGCCGAGCCGCCAGCGGACGAGGUGCCGCGGCCGGCCUCGUCCGCCAGCCGACCCGACUCGUCCGCCUCCACCUUCCCACCGUACAAGGGCUUCGCACUGGCAGGGGCCGGCGCGCUGGCGUCUGAGCUGCUGCCGCCUCCCGAGGGAGGCGCCGCAGGCCGCCACAGCCCGGCGCCCAGCGAGGCCAGCAAGACUGAGUCGGCGCUGUCGCCGCCCUCGCACGCGUCGGACGUCUCCAAGACUGAGUCGACGCGUCACCUGAACCAGCUGGACAAGAUCGAGGAGCUGCGCGCCGAGUCGGUGCAGAAGCUGGCGGCCGAGGCCGAGGAGACAGCCGCGGCCGCGCCCGAG